UUCCAGUGAUUAUAUAAAAUGUCGUCUUUUAUUCGCCGUCACCGCCGUAAGCUCAUUUGGGGCGGAGCUGCUGUCGGCGGUUUGGUUAUAGCCGCCAGAAUUGUUGAGAGGCAAAUGAUCAAGUCAAGAGAGGAAGAAGGACGGUUGGCACUUGAGAAAGUUCGGAAACAAAAUCAUUUUGAGAGCACCGAGUCUACUUGUAACUCCACCCUAGCUCAUAUACUUCAUCAGCUCAAGCUCCAGAUACUCCUGGAGUACCAGACAAAUACGCUCACAGACACACUCAGACGUGGACCUAGUGGGGAUGAGAAGGUUCGAAUCUGGGAGCAGAUAAAGAUGAUCAGUUUCUGUAGAACCUCAGCAUAUAUUAUCUCAUUCUCAUUCAUAGGUGUACUGCUCCGUGUACAACUAAACGUUUUAGCUGGCCACCUCUUUACAACUAGGGUUUCUGUGUCAUCACUUCUAAACAAUAACAGGUUUUAAUUUAUAUAUUAUAAA
Molecule: messenger RNA, 498 nt
Organism: Eurytemora carolleeae
Lineage: Eukaryota; Metazoa; Arthropoda; Copepoda; Calanoida; Temoridae
Product: peroxisomal biogenesis factor 3-like
Exons: 4
Coding region: 19-483 (154 amino acids)
Biological process (GO): protein import into peroxisome membrane
Cellular component (GO): peroxisomal membrane
Molecular function (GO): protein-macromolecule adaptor activity
Source: RefSeq, a predicted model, not a curated record